AUGAGUCAAUUAAUUUCUGAAACUAAUAUUAAUAUUACACUGUGUCCUGCACUACAAUUAUCUGAUAACAGCUAUUUUCUGUCGGGUUAUUGUGAGACGACUAUCGGGUCUCUGUGUGGUAUUGGAUGUUUGGCUGGUUAUCGUUUAGUUCAUGGAGACAGUUUACGCGAAUGUUUAGACAGUGGAACGUGGUCUGGAAUUAAUCCAAAAUGUAAAGCGGUUCAUUGUUUUCCAUUGAAAAAAAAUCCAUUAGUAAUUCUGAACUGUCAACCAAAGAACAGCACAAAAUUUGGUACAAAAUGUAUUGCCUCAUGUCCAACAAAGUUUCGAAUAGCAGGUCCACGCAGUAGAGAAUGUUUGAUCAAUGGUAUAUGGACUGGUUAUGAUCAAUAUUGCAUUGUGGAUAAUCAAACUAAAACCGUAGAAACCACCACUACAAAGAUAACAACAGAAAUAGUCGUCACAACAAUGCCAAAUUAUCGGGAUUAUUCCAGCUAUAUUCUGAACGUAAACAAUAAUACUGGCAUCGUUCUACACUUUAACUACACACAAUUUACAAUUAAAUUUUGGAUCUAUUUUGAAAAUACUAAUAACGAUUUAAUGCAGUUCAAAUCUAUUAAUGAAAUCAAUGUAUUUAGUAUUGGAUUACAGAAAGGCAGAUUAUUAUAUUCUCAUUAUGACUCGACAACUCUAACAGAUAUUUCUGUUGUAAGUGGAAGAUGGAUACAUUUUACGUGGACACAUUCAAAUGAAAAUAUAUCACAAAUUUAUAUUGAUGGUGCAAAACAACAUGAAUUCAAAGUGAGCUUCGAAUUCGAAAGCAAAUUAGAAAUAUGGGAAAAAGUUAUAUCCGAUCAAAUAUUAAUAGCUAGUUUUCGUGAUUGCCGAAAACAAAGUGGUGAUGUUUUCUCAUGGUCACAGAUAAAAAAUGGCAUUCUUGACACAACUCAACUGUCAAGUUCAUUUUUUUGUACAGGUUGUUCAGAACCAGCUUCGAUAUUAGGUGGAAAAUAUGUUGUGUCUGAUUACAAUAUUGGCUCUUCUGUUGAAUAUGAAUGCAACUUUGGCUAUGAAAUGACUGGAUCGACUCGUGGCUUUUGUAUGUUAUCAGGAGAAUGGUAUCCGGUUGCACCUACUUGUAAACAUAAUCCAUGUAAUUCAGAAUGUGAAAUAUGCAACUUUAAACGUGGCACAUGUUCAAAAAUGCGUGCACGAAUAAAUACACAGUUUUGCGAUCCAUCUUGUACUGAAAAUGAAAUAUGUGUUGAUGGGUUUUGUCAGUGGCGAGAUACUUCACCAAAUCAAUGUCGUGAUGAUGAUCCAUAUUGUAAUCCAAAUAUUUGUAAUCCACCAUGUUUAUAUGGUAGUAAAUGUAUUGAUGGACGUUGUGAAUCAAUAGCAUUGCCCUAUUGCCCUGUUGCUUGCCGACAAGGUCAAGUAUGUGUUGAUGGACGGUGCGGAUGUUACAAAGGGAUCUGUGAUAGGCGACCAUGUUAUGAACUAUGUGAACAAGGUGAAAUGUGCCAUAAUUGGAGUUGUAGUUGUGGUAAAAAUGGAAAAUGUCCAGAUGGUGAAUUGUGUGACAGUGAUAAAUGCUUAUGUGGUUUAAAUCCAUCUUGUAAACCAUUUGAAUAUUGCAUUAAUGGGCAAUGUUUAUGUAAAACAAUGCCAUGUGAUGAAUGUAAUGGUCUAUGCAAAUCCAAUGAAAUUUGUCUGCAAGGAAAAUGUGUAUGCAAUAAACAAUGUAAAAAAGCAUUUUGUCCUUUGCCGUGUAUGAACGGUGGAAAAUGUACGGGAUAUUACGAAUGCACAUGUCCAACAAAUUGGGAGGGUUAUCGUUGUAGCCGACGAAAACAAAUUUCAACAUCAUAUCUUUGA
Didymodactylos carnosus is the source of this 1878-nucleotide messenger RNA. NCBI's taxonomy places the organism in Eukaryota, Metazoa, Rotifera, Eurotatoria, Philodinida, Philodinidae. The record is from the annotation of a GenBank genome assembly.